This is a messenger RNA of Rhipicephalus microplus (southern cattle tick), 2590 nucleotides long. RefSeq names its product Actin-related protein 2 (gene Arp2). The record is from RefSeq and is a predicted model, not a curated record. NCBI's taxonomy places the organism in Eukaryota, Metazoa, Arthropoda, Arachnida, Ixodida, Ixodidae.
AAACUUCCGGUAGCCACUUCGUCAACUUCCGGUAAUGCUAGGGCGGUGAUUGUGUCGGUGGCUGGAUGUGUAGUUAGUGGUUAAAAGUUUUUCCAUCCCCAUUUAUCGUAAUGGAUAGCCAAGGUAAAAAAGUCAUUGUGUGCGACAACGGAACGGGGUUUGUCAAAUGUGGUUACGCGGGGUCCAACUUUCCGGCCUUCCGAUUCCCAUCGCUCGUAGGGAGGCCCAUUCUACGAGCCGCCCACAAAAUAGGAGACAUCGAAAUAAAGGAUGUGAUGGUUGGUGACGAGGCGUCCAAACUGCGCUCCAUGCUGGAGGUGGAGUACCCCAUGGAGAACGGCAUUGUGCGCAACUGGGACGACAUGUGCCUGGUGUGGGACUACACGUUUGGCGAGCACAAGCUGGCCAUCGACCCGCACGAGUGCAAGGUGCUCCUCACUGAGCCGCCCAUGAACCCGCUCAAGAACCGGGAGCGCAUGAUUGAGGUCAUGUUCGAGAAGUACGGUUUCGACAGCGCCUACAUUGCCAUACAAGCUGUGCUGACGCUCUACGCCCAGGGUCUUUACACUGGGGUGGUCGUAGACUCGGGCGAUGGCGUCACCCACAUCUGCCCAGUGUUUGAAGGCUUUGCCCUGAAUCAUUUGACUCGGAGAUUGGACAUCGCGGGCCGGGACAUCACACGGUAUCUAAUCAAGCUGCUGCUGUUGCGUGGCUACGUAUUCAACCAUUCGGCCGACUUCGAGACGGUGCGCAUGAUCAAGGAGAAGCUCUGCUACGUCAGCUACAACGUGGAGCAGGAGCAGAAGCUGGCCCUGGAGACAACAUUCCUGGUGGAGUCUUACACUCUUCCAGACGGUCGCACCAUCAAGCUGGGCGGCGAGCGGUUCGAGGCGCCGGAGGCCCUCUUCCAGCCACACCUCAUCAAUGUGGAGGGGCUGGGCAUCGCGGAGCUGCUUUUCCAGACGAUCCAGAGCGCGGCGAUGGACGUGCGACCGAAGCUGUACAAGUACAUCAUUCUGUCGGGGGGCUCGACCAUGUACCCGGGUCUGCCGAGCCGUCUUGAGCGCGAGAUCAAGCAGCUCUACCUGGAGCGUGUGCUCCGGGGGGACACGGAGAAGCUCAUGAAGUUCAAGAUCCGUAUCGAGGACCCUCCCCGACGCAAGGACAUGGUUUUCAUCGGCGGCUCCGUCUUGGCCGAAGUGAUGAAGGACAAUGACAAGUUCUGGAUGAGCCGCCGGGAGUACGAGGAGAAGGGCGUGCGCGUCCUGGACAAGCUGCUGCCCGGCGCUGCCGUCAUGUAACCGGCACCACCGUCACAUUGCCGUCACUUCCACCCACAUCACUGCCCUGCGACGCCUCUAGGCGCCAUGUGCCAGCGCAUUCGGGGAUCCUUGACGCGGAAACUGCGGCGCAGAUUCAGGUGCGACGUUAAUGCUGUUGAACAGCAAACGUGGUGCACUUAUCGGCCCUACGGCGGGUCUGUGCAAUCUGCGCACUUCGAUGCGCCGUGUUCAUGUGUGGUCGCGACUUAUAGUGGGCAUGGCAGGGACCGCUCGUAGUGUUGUAGAGGCACCCUCCAAUGCUUUCCUAUGCGACAAGUUUUCGGGAAGGUUUGCAGUAUUUCGAAAGUUCUGCUUAGCGGAAGCACUGGCGGGAACUCAAGCGUUCUCGCAGAGUUUGCGGAGGCUGUCUGCUGUGGUGGCCAUCUUGCCGCACUGAAGUAAUUCCUAAACCACGAUGAGGUUGUAGCGAAGUAUGGCGUUGUGGCACUGUCGGCCGGUAUUUCGAGAACAUGACGACAAGCAACUUGCGCCCAUCUACACGUGCGGGUGCACGUCAGUUCGCAUCCUCUCAGACAAAUGUUGCUUCCUUCCAGUUUCCAAUCUAUUAGGCCUUUCAGAUCACUGCCUGUACUGUUGUUUUUAAGUCUUGUUCUAAUCACCAAUUCGUUUGCGUAGCUUGUACUACCUUACUUCUAUUCUAGAUCUUUCAUCGCUCUCUAUCUAGUUGACGAUGUAGCUAACUUUUUAGACUAGUGAUUACGCAUUGUUAGCACGUUGCUUCGAAGAAGCGUGCAGUUAAUUCUUUACGCAGUGUACAUAAUACAGUUGUUCUGCCCCCCGAGAAUCGUUUCGAACACUACGGGUGUGUGUGAGUAGGUGUUGGUCACAUUUGCUGGCAAAUGAGCUUGUUAAUUCCUCAUUACCACCCGUGAUACUUAUUCGCGGGGCAAAUUAGUGCGCGACUUGUAAAUAUUGUGUACGAUAAUCUAAGUAAACCGGCGAUAUUGUGGUGAGAGGAUAUGUUGGGAUUACUUUGCCGACCCUUCUUGUUUGUCUGGUCAUUUCAUUCCCAUGGUCGGCUUUCUCGUUCGGUGGCUUUUGCGAAGACCAGUGCCACGUCGUAUUUUCCUGUUGUGAUUCAGCGGCGAGCGCUUCAAACCGUUCGCACAAUAUAAUAAUUAUCUUUUUUUUCCUAUUUUUUAUUUGAGAGCACAAACUAGUUGUUCUCCUGAAAAACACUUUUGUCGGAAUGAUUGCAUCGUUGUCAUUUUUAUUUUAUAAUAAACAUUCACUUCCUGAUCAACAAA